This is a messenger RNA of Vitrella brassicaformis, 1592 nucleotides long. The record is from the annotation of a GenBank genome assembly. NCBI's taxonomy places the organism in Eukaryota, Vitrellaceae.
CUAGGUAUUCCCUGGCUGUUUUAAGAACUCAUCAUCCCAAAACUCCUUCAACGUCGCCUUUUUCUCCUCAUCGGUGACAUUAGCUGUUCCAAUCCGCAGGACUUCCAUGGCCUUCUCGUUGUCAAUUAGCGAAUACGACGCAGGGUCGUCAUAGGAGAUGCCCUCGUUCAGCAUCUCGAAGCUCACGUUAAAGAGCUCCGUUAGAAGAUAACACAAUGCUGCAUCGGUGCCCUUGAGGAAGUCAGGGCCCACAGUCGAGGGCGUAUAGUAAUGCUCAAGUUGAAAGACAAAGCGCCUGGCCCUCAAUUUCUCGAAGGACAAGCACAGCACGCAAAAUAAGGCAUCUCAUUCACCCAUUUACGUACGGUGAAGCCCCUCUACUUACGUCUUUGUCCUCUUGUGUCGACUGGAAAUGUUCCUUGAGCAUGUCGACCAAGUCCUGCAGUGGCGUCGCCAGCGGACUAGGCCUCGCUUUUGGCUCCACUGCCACUCUCUCCCGUCGCAGAUUGUACGCCAGCACAAGCCGAUGGCCCGACUCGACAGGCAUCACUCGAUGAGGUAUGUCAGCCAAGAAGGCCACCCACCGACACUGACCGCUCUCCAGAGCGGCUCGCGUCUCGUUGUUGAACCUCUCGCCAUCGAACUCAUCCCCAUCGUAGAGCAGGAAAUCUCCCCCAGAGUACUCAGUCGGAAGGAAGACCAGCAGCGAGGUAAACAUCUCUUUGUUCCGCUGUGUGUCUCUGUGGAUCCGAAAGUGGUCACUCUGAGCAUAGAUCAGCGCCUUGUAGAACUCUGCAGUCACCCGAUAGCCCGGCGUCAUCUCCUCCUCGACCGCACGGCAGAUGCCGUCUACGACGUUCUCCCAUCGCCCACUCUGAGCGUUCACAUUCACUUGCUCAGCAGGCACCUCGCGGCUGAUGCGGACGUCGGGAUCGACAAUCGUCUUGUCUUUCACGCCAAAGGGUGACUCGUUGGCGUGCCUCCCAUAGACAUUCUGCAGGUCGGCGGCCGAGAAGCCAGCCCCCCGCAGCUUGAAGUUUGGCCGAAGGGACCGUUGGACAGACGCGUUUCUGCGAGAGAUGAGGGAUGGGACCAGAUCACUGGUACCUGCCAUAGUCACCACACCAACGGAACACCACCAACACAAUGGUCGCUGACAUGCCAGGCUGUCGUAUCCCUCACACCUGAAUCGCCCAUGGAUUUGCCUUCCUGGUAUGCAUGCGUACCCGAAAUUAAGGGCCUCGGCGCUUCGUGUUGCUUGAGGUAGCCGAGUGCGGCAUCCACCACUCUGCCGGCCUUCUCAGGGCUCACUUGCAUCGACACAGACAGGCCGGUGCGUCGCCUCCUGUCAGCGGGGAUGAGUCGGAGGGAGGGAUGCCGCGUCGCUUGUGUGGGGAUGAAUGCUCCACGAGUGGAUGGCAGGCUCACCGCGAGAAGAAUCCACUGGAGAAGAAUGAACCACAUGGCGACACUGGCAGAGAAGACCUCAGCAUGACCGGAGGACACGGAUGAGGGAGAUCACGAGAGAUCCUUGUCGCUGCAUCGUUGCAGGAAAAGGGGGAUGCUUGAAAAAAGUGUGCUCAAGCGCUUCG